AAAAGUUAAGCUAGCAUAGUUGAUGGUUUGGGUCAAUGAGCUACCAACAAGUGAUCCAAACGCCCAGUAUAAAAAUGUAAACAUCUGUAUAACGCUGCCGUAAUUAGUGCCACAAAAGGAAGCCAGUGAGGCUGAUGCAACGUGAUUAGGCUGCAAAGGAUAUAUUGUUCUGGAGGGGUACCUGAUCAGGUUGGGUGUGGAAAUCUGCAACAAAGUGAAUGUAGAAGAAGAAAGGUCUUCCCCAGAAUGUCUGUUUGUUUUAGGGGACCUAACACAGUUGUAUAUCCAGUUCUGAAGAAGAUUACAUUCUUGAACAUACCACACUACAUCAUUUAAAAAGGGGCUUCUUAUUUAGAUGUUUAUUAUAUUAUUUUGUUACAAUGCCAACUACCGAAUGCAGCUCCUUCUCUUUGUGUGGGAUUCACUCAGUUUUGUGCCGGUCCCUCUGUGACUGUGUUGCUGGGUUUUAAACCAUGCUUGUCCACUGUGUGUUUGUGACUCUGCUUGGCAGUCUUCUGUUUAGGUCAUCUUCAAUACCAGUUCAUCAGCAUUUGAAACUGUUAAGACUAGCCACUCACCCAUUUCCAGACUUGUAAUAAGAGCAAUCAGUACAGAGCAAAUUUACCAGGGCCCUAAUUGUUCAUACUCAUGGGACCUGGUCAUUAGAGCUGUACAGACUGAUUUUUUGGAUCAAGCUCUUCAUAUGUGAGUGUUAUUGUUGUUGAUAAUUAACCAUUCCAAGUGAAGAAACGGUUGCCUGGAUUAGUUUGGAUUGCUGUUCUCCAGUCUUAAGAAAAGCAGUAACCAACACAAAUCCAGGCAGCUGUUUCUUUGAAUGGUAAAUUAGCCCAAUCAACACCAAUGACCCUCACCUGAUUGUCAACACCUGAUGUGUGUUCAAUAAGCACAGCGCUCGCACGCCCCGUAACAGAUGUUAGCACUUAUAGAACGGUGUGUUAGGAACGAGCAGUUUCACGAUGGCAAGAGAUUACCAUGUAUUUUUUUUAUUAUUCAUUUAAAACAAAAUUAAUUAGUACUGUAUUUUUGUAAUGUAAAGUUACUGACACUUUAUUUUGGUUUAGCAUCUUUAGGCGUGAGUCAUAUUUGUCAAGUUAUAAGGUCUUUUUUAGCUGACAAAUGUUUCUUUUCUAAUACAAUUUACAGCCACCAGCACCGAUAAUGCUGGUCGGCCAUUUUGACCUCCAGGGAGGCAGCUCAGAGCUUGACUCGCUACCGUUAGGACGCACUUGCCAAGUGUGAACUUUCAAGAGGAAAAGCCACGUAACGCCCCGGGGUGCUCUGCUGAGGAACGCACUCCUGAUUUCUGUGGAGAACUCAAUCCGAAUAAUUGUUCAUGCAGCACUAUUGGUCAUUUCAAUAAUAUACCUAAACCAGGGAAGUUUUGAAAAACAGGACUGUAUUUAGGGCUAGUGGAUGUUUCAGGCCAUGCAGCCAAGCCUGUCCUCUGCUGUGUUUCGCAGGAGAGGGGAUGUUUCCCACCCCCCUGUAUGCCCACACUGGGCGCGGUGCAUUUGCUAAGGUGUACGACCCAGCCGAGGACACCUUCCUCCUGAUGGAUGCCAUGGAGCAAGAUGCAGAACUGCUUCUUCAGAGAGAUCCCUCAGUCUGCCUGGAGGUCGGUUCUGGUUCUGGUGUAGUUUCUGCCUUUGCUGCUUCAUUCAUUGGACCUAAAGCGGCCUACUUCUGUACAGAUAUUAACCCCUUAGCUGCUGCCUGCACUACAGAGACCGCACGCUGCAAUGAAGUCAGUGUUCAGCCAGUAAUCACCGAUUUGGUCAGUGCACUGCUGCCCAGGCUUCUAGAGAAAGUGGACAUUCUACUCUUCAACCCCCCCUACGUUGUGACUCCAUCUGAGGAGGUAGGAAGCUGUGGUAUCGAGGCCUCAUGGGCAGGUGGGAGGCGGGGCAGAGAGGUGAUGGACAGGCUAUUUCCUCUGGUUCCCCAGCUCCUGUCCAAUCAGGGGCUUUUCUAUCUGGUUACCGUGCAAGAGAAUAACCCAGAGGAGAUUAUCAACUUGCUGGGGAAGGCUGGGCUGAAGGGGAUUAUGGCUCUUUCUCGACAGGCUGGAAGGGAAACUCUGUCCAUUCUCCGGUUCUCGAAAUCCUGAGCCCACUCAGCUAAACUCAGCUGGUCCUUCAGGAUAAUAACCCAGACAUUUUCAUCUGUAACACGCCUGCAUUGUGUCGGUGGGCAUUGUGUUGGUGGUUAGAGGAAUACCUGGACCUGUAUCGAGGAUUUACUAGCAUCGAGCACGAUGUGAGUGGGGCCACUGCAUAAGGGUCCUGAGCGACUGUGUCAGCACAGCAAGGUUGUGAGAAUGUGAUAACCUAAAGCAAGUGGGAGCACUAAGCUGAAAACUAAGGUCCUGUGUCAACAUUUUAAUUAAAUAAGAAAAUAUUUUGUGGAUGUCCUCAUCACUCUGUUUAAGAUUACGUGUGAGAAUGAGAUGAAUUUUCUUCUUGCCCUUUUAUUAAGGUGUGUUGAAAAUGUACCUUUAUUUUAAGUUAGCCCAUGUUUAAGGAAAAUGCAAUGCGAGAUGUCUUUUGAUGUAAAUCAGAAAUGUGGAAGAGGUUGGAUUACAGAAGGUUUCAUUUUUUACACACAUUUUGACCUUAAAUCAGUCAUGCCUUAUUAGGAAAAUGUCCUUCAAGCUUGAAAUUACCAGCAUGUUUUGAUUUGUAAUAUGAAGUGUAUGAGUAUUCCGGUUCUGUUUUAGUCCCAGUCCGUUUCAAUUCUGUGUUAGCUGUUCUCUCAUUCUCUGACGCUACACACAAUUGGAAAAAUAAAGUAUUAUUUUUUUACACA
Messenger RNA from Acipenser ruthenus (sterlet), 2826 nucleotides. RefSeq names its product N-6 adenine-specific DNA methyltransferase 1 (gene hemk2). Gene Ontology annotation, molecular function: S-adenosylmethionine-dependent methyltransferase activity; nucleic acid binding; protein methyltransferase activity. Gene Ontology annotation, biological process: methylation. The coding region runs from base 1490 to 2128 and encodes 212 amino acids. Gene Ontology annotation, cellular component: eRF1 methyltransferase complex. NCBI's taxonomy places the organism in Eukaryota, Metazoa, Chordata, Actinopteri, Acipenseriformes, Acipenseridae. The record is from RefSeq and is a predicted model, not a curated record. The transcript is spliced from 6 exons.